This is a messenger RNA of Rhincodon typus (whale shark), 1053 nucleotides long. RefSeq names its product ankyrin repeat and IBR domain-containing protein 1. Gene Ontology annotation, cellular component: ubiquitin ligase complex; cytoplasm. The record is from RefSeq and is a predicted model, not a curated record. Gene Ontology annotation, biological process: protein polyubiquitination; ubiquitin-dependent protein catabolic process; positive regulation of proteasomal ubiquitin-dependent protein catabolic process. The transcript is spliced from 9 exons. The annotation marks the transcript as partial. Lineage: Eukaryota; Metazoa; Chordata; Chondrichthyes; Orectolobiformes; Rhincodontidae. Gene Ontology annotation, molecular function: ubiquitin conjugating enzyme binding; ubiquitin protein ligase activity; zinc ion binding.
UGUGGCAUUUGCUUGUGCAACAUUUCUGUGUUUGAAGAUCCUGUAGAUGUGCCUUGUGGUCAUGAAUUUUGCCGAGGAUGCUGGGAAGGGUUUUUGAAUAUCAAGAUUCAAGAGGGAGAAGCCCACAAUAUAAUUUGUCCCGCCUUUGACUGCUUUCAGCUAGUUCCUGUAGAUAUCAUAGAAAACUUGGUUUCCAGAGAAAUGGACAAACGUUAUUUGCAGUUUGACAUUAAGGCUUUUGUGGAAAAUAACCCAGUUAUCAGAUGGUGUCCCACUCCUGGUUGUGAAAGAGCAGUAAGAUUAACCUGUCAAAGAUCAGGUUCUACAAUGGACCAACUAAGUUUUCCUCUACUAAGUGCACCAGCAGUGGAUUGUGGAAAGGGGCACCUCUUCUGUUGGGAGUGUCUAGGAGAAGCCCAUGAGCCCUGCGAUUGUUCAACAUGGAAAAACUGGCUCCAGAAAAUCACAGAAAUGAAACCAGAAGAACUUGCUGGUGUAAAUGAAGCUUUUGAAGAUGCUGCCAAUUGUCUUUGGUUGCUGUCUAACUCUAAACCAUGCGCCAACUGCAAAUCUCCAAUUCAAAAGAAUGAGGGCUGCAAUCACAUGCAAUGUGCCAAGUGCAAAUAUGAUUUUUGUUGGAUAUGUUUGGAAGAAUGGAAAAAGCAUAGCUCAUCCACUGGAGGCUACUAUAGAUGCACUCGAUAUGAAGUGAUCCAACAAGUUGAAGAACAGUCCAAGGAAAUGACGGCUGAAGCUGAGAAAAAGCACAAAAAAUUUCAGGAACUAGACAGAUUUAUGCACUACUACACAAGGUUUAAAAACCAUGAGCAUAGUUAUAAGUUAGAGCAACGUCUUCUGAAAACUGCUAAAGAAAAGAUGGAACAACUAAGCAGAGCUCUAAAGGGAGUUGAAGGAGGGUCCCCAGAUACCACUUUUAUUGAAGAAGCAGUACUUGAACUCUUGAAAACACGACGUAUCUUGAAGUGCUCCUACCCUUAUGGAUUUUUUCUGGAACCUAAAAGCACAAAGAAAGAAAUAUUUGAGCUCAUGCAG